This is a messenger RNA of Medioppia subpectinata, 2058 nucleotides long. Lineage: Eukaryota; Metazoa; Arthropoda; Arachnida; Sarcoptiformes; Oppiidae. The record is from the annotation of a GenBank genome assembly.
GGCAUAGUAUGGCAUAAGAGGGUGUAUUAGUGUUUGGAUGGCUUGCAUGGACUGCAGUGAAGGUGACAUACAGUGAGUGAAUGAGUGAAUUGACAACACAUUGUGAUUGAGUGACCACUUAUUCAGUGAUUGUCCCAAACAGUGAUCAUUGCGUUCAUUGGACACCACUAUUGGCACCACAUUUUCACGGAUCCCGUAGUCUUCACAUUGAUGUCUACUUAAUAUCCAUUGGAAAGAGUGUCGCCGACAGAAGUGAUCACUCGAAUGGAUCCCGAAUUAAUACGAGUGAAAGUGGCCUUCAAUGGACAAAUUAUGGUCAUUUACAUCAAAGAUGAUAUAUAUCUGAAUGACUUGUGUAACGAAAUACGUGACAUUUGCCGCUUCGGUUCCCAACACAGCUUCACCAUGAAAUGGGUCGAUGAAGAAGGUAUCCAUCACUUGAUCCCAUUAUCACCGCUUUCCACUCAAAUCACCCAACAUUUUAAACCCAAAUCUUGUGAUCCGUGUGUCAUCUCAUCGCAAGCAGAGCUCGAAGAAGCCAUUCGUUUAUAUGAAGUUAAUAAAGAUUCCGAGAUUACAAUUCAUGUAUUCGCAAGUGUGCCACAAGUGCCCGGACUUCCCUGUCCUGGAGAAGAUAAGAGUAUAUACAGAAGAGGAGCGCGAAGAUGGAGAAAACAUUAUAGGCUUAACGGACAUAUAUUUCAGGCCAAAAGAUUCAAUCGAAGAGCGUUUUGCGCGUAUUGUUCCGAUCGUAUCUGGGGUUUAGGGCGACAGGGAUUUAAAUGUAUGAACUGUAAGCUAAUGGUGCACAAGAAAUGCCAUAAACUAUUCAAACACCACUGCACGGGUCAGGCGGACCAUCAGUCAUCCGAGAGCACGCCGUCCACUCCCGGUAACCCUUCUCGCGAUGCCAACGGAGACGUGACUAUAAUUAGCAAUAGUGUCGUCCGUUCGGGAACUCCCGCACGAAAGAGACAUAACUUUAAUUCGGGAAACAGUAUAAGCGCUGCCUUACAAGAGAACGACAACAGCGAAGUGCGUUCGGGUCAAGACGUGGACGCGAAUGAUAUAUUAAGCGGCAGUGAAUCGCAUCAGUAUUCGCUCAAAGACUUUGAAUUACUGCGAGUUAUCGGUCGCGGCUCUUAUGCCAAGGUUUUGAUGGUUGAGCUCAAGAAAACCAAAAGAAUUUACGCCAUGAAAGUGAUUAAAAAAGAAUUAGUGACCGACGAUGAAGACAUCGAUUGGGUUCAGACCGAGAAACAUGUUUUCGAAACGGCAUCUAAUUAUCCAUUCCUUGUGGGCCUUCACUCGUGUUUCCAAACUGCCAGUCGAUUAUUUUUUGUGAUUGAGUUCGUUCGCGGAGGAGAUCUUAUGUUUCAUAUGCAGAGACAGCGGCGGUUACCCGAAGAACACGCCCGCUUCUACUCCGCUGAGAUCUCUUUGGCGCUCAAUUUCCUCCACGAAAGAGGCAUCAUUUAUAGGGACUUAAAGCUCGAUAACGUACUGCUUGACCACGAGGGACACGUUAAACUCACCGACUAUGGCAUGUGUAAAGAAGGAAUCCGUAACGGAGAUACGACCAGUACUUUCUGUGGAACUCCUAAUUAUAUCGCACCCGAAAUCUUAAGGGGAGAGGACUAUGGUUUUGAGCCGGACUGGUGGGCAUUGGGUGUUCUACUAUACGAGAUGCUUGCGGGUCGUUCACCAUUCGAUAUCGUGGGCGCAUCCGAUAAUCCGGAUCAAAAUACUGAAGAUUACUUAUUCCAAGUGAUUCUCGAGAAGACAAUACGUAUUCCGCGUUCUAUUUCAGUGAAGGCUCAGUCCGUUCUCAAAGGCUUUCUCAACAAAACUCCAACCGAACGGCUCGGAUGUCAUCCGGAAACAGGUUUUUCGGACAUCACUAAUCAUCCCUUUUUCAAGACUAUUGAUUGGGAAUCGUUGGAGGGAAAACAAGUGCCGCCUCCUUAUAAGCCCAAACUGGAGACCGAUCGAGAUUUAGAACAUUUUGACCCACAAUUUACAAAUGAGCCAGUACAGCUCACGCCUGAUGACCCGUAA